Messenger RNA from Pygocentrus nattereri (red-bellied piranha), 1530 nucleotides. Its product is annotated as ciliogenesis associated TTC17 interacting protein. Bases 377 to 1462 code for a protein of 361 amino acids. Gene Ontology annotation, biological process: actin filament polymerization; cilium organization. NCBI's taxonomy places the organism in Eukaryota, Metazoa, Chordata, Actinopteri, Characiformes, Serrasalmidae. The transcript has 9 exons. The record is from RefSeq and is a predicted model, not a curated record.
UUUACGGCCCAUGUUUACCUCGCCGUUGCCAUGGAGCCGCUGGAUCCCUUGACUUUGAGGAGUCGGUUCAGACCAUGUUGCUUCCUCCUGGUAUCUCUCUAGCUAAUCAGGUUAUGUGCUUUAUCGUCGAUUAGCUGUAUGUUUUACACGAACGUGCUAUUAAAAUCGCCGCAGCACGUUUGCUGUGAGUUUUGUUGUCGGACUGUUUAGUUUUGGUUCUCCGGUUCUCUUACAGUCUGGACGUGUUGCCAACAGUCAGUCAGCUUAGUCAGCUUUAAAACGGGGCGCACUCCUGAUGUUAUAACCUGUUAAGAUAUUUUUGGAGCCACUUCACUCCAACGUCGUCCUUUUUUAUCUACACGCAAUAUUAAAAGCCAUGAAGGAGCCUGACUCGUUGCACGGGAGAGCAGAAGAGCCGAAGGCCUCGAGUGAGGCUGUAGAGUUUCUCGCCAGUGUCAGUCCCAGAAAAGUCGAUCAGUGCUUGUUUGUAGACUCACUGGUGACUGUAUCUGACAGUGGAAGGGAGCUGGGAGAAUUCUGUGUUAGCAUACAGAAGGCCAGCUACCAAGAUGAGCCCUGCUAUCUGGUUCACGCCAACAGUCACGGGACAAUCGAUAACAUACCCUGUGGCACUUCCAUUGUGGCCUAUGUAUCCAAGAGCCUUGAGACGCUCGAACAGAAUCAUCAUGAGUAUAUGAAGAUGCAGGGACACACGUUGGACAGGAAAGUAAACAUAGUGAGGCAAGAUGACCAUCUAGUGGUGAACAGAGUUAUUACAGAGAAAGAGGAAAAAAAGAAGCAGACAUUCACAUUCCCCCUGCACUCUCUACGAGGUUUUGUUUCUGAGGCCUCCAACCUCCUAAUCCAGCGCAUUUUAGCUCGGCAGAAGAAGAUUCCAGACAAAAUGACAUUCCUGUCUUUCACUGCCGACACCCAACUCAGUGCAUCAACCUAUACAGAACUGGGGACAAAGAAGCAGAUGGUCGGCAAAGAAGUGGUGGAUGUGUUUGGCAUCGAGAGGACCAUCUCCUGUGGAGAAGACAUCACAGAAACCUGGCACUGCUACUUUCUUCAGGAUGGGCAUUUAUCAAGCAGAGUACAGAUAGGCUCUGCAGUGAUGAUGAACCUGCUGCAGCUUCCUUCUACAGUCAGUGAAGAUAAAGAUCAGAAGCCAGUAUUUGAGAAGAAGCCUCUGAUAUGGGAGGAGGACAUGGAACUCCACUCCAAGUUUCUGGACAGAAAGGAAGAGUUGAAAGCAGACCACUCCUCAUAUGUUAGGCAUCACCCUGAGCUGAAGACUCUGUUGGCAGACUUUCUGCAGUUCCUGUUGUUGAGGAAGCCUCAAGACGUUUUCUCUUUUGCGCGUGACUUCUUUGCUCCCUUUGACACUCGGCGCCCACCAGACAGCAGCUUCAAGACUUCACGAACCAUGAUUGUUCCUAAAGUGCUGGGAGAUAAAUAAAUCCUAGCCAGUCACGCCUUUAUCUCGUGCUUUGAAUAUUAUAAUAAAAGAUUACUUUGUGAAAUGAA